AGCUGAGCUGUCCUCGGCCACCGAGCAUCGCCAAUGGGCUGCACAGCGGACACUCCUGGGCCAGCUUUCCCCGGGGGGUGACCGUGUCCUACAGCUGCAGCGAGGGCUUUCAGCUGCUCGGGAACGCCUCCAUCACCUGCACGGACUCCGGGCUCUGGAGCCGGCCCCUGCCCCGCUGUGAAGCGAUCGGCUGCCAGGUCCCCGAGGUGCAGAACGGGAACGUCUACAACCCCCAGAGCACCUACAGAGCUGGAGAGACCCUGCUGUUCGACUGCGAUGCUGGAUACAGCUCAGAGGGCACGGCCGAGGCUCGGUGCCAGCCCGGGGGCACCUGGGACCCGCCGCUCCUUGGCUGCCAGAGGGUCCGGCCGUGCCCGAUGCCUCCGGAGGUCGCCAAUGGAAAGCACAACGCGCAGGACAAAGCGUUUUUCACGGCUGGCAUGUCUGUGAGGUACAGCUGCCAUCCCGGCUAUUACCUGGUGGGAAAUGCCGCUGUGUCUUGCAGAGCAUCGGGGAACUGGAGCCAGCCCAGCCCUCGCUGUGAAGAGCUGAGCUGUCCUCGGCCACCGAGCAUCGCCAAUGGGCUGCACAGCGGACACUCC
This is a messenger RNA of Cyanistes caeruleus (blue tit), 602 nucleotides long. Lineage: Eukaryota; Metazoa; Chordata; Aves; Passeriformes; Paridae. The record is from RefSeq and is a predicted model, not a curated record.